This is a messenger RNA of Dendrobium catenatum, 1676 nucleotides long. RefSeq names its product two-pore potassium channel 5. Gene Ontology annotation, molecular function: potassium ion leak channel activity. The record is from RefSeq and is a predicted model, not a curated record. NCBI's taxonomy places the organism in Eukaryota, Viridiplantae, Streptophyta, Magnoliopsida, Asparagales, Orchidaceae. The transcript is spliced from 2 exons. Gene Ontology annotation, biological process: potassium ion transmembrane transport; stabilization of membrane potential. The coding region runs from base 331 to 1461 and encodes 376 amino acids. Gene Ontology annotation, cellular component: plant-type vacuole membrane.
CGCCUCUUAAGAUCGCGACAUAAGGGGAAUCUCGAUCCCUUUUCCGUGGAAAAGGAACACGAUGGCUUCUGACGCCGUUUCUUCCUUCCUUAUUUGUAACGUUUUCUUGCCAUCCACAUGCUUGCACAGUGUUAACGCCACUUGUCAAAACUUGCAUCUGGAAAGCUUUUUCCGUCUCAGAGACGUUGAGGCGCAUAGGCAAGAGAAAUAGUGAAAUUUCCCCACGGUUCUCUUCGAUUAAAGUUAUGAUUUUCGUGUUCACCGAUCCAAGUAUCAUGCCUUUUCUUCAAGGCACGGGAAGCACUGUGGUGGUUAGAUGUUGCUUGUGAGAUGGAAGAAGAAGAGCCGCUUCUUCUCAGGUGUCUGCUCCUCUCCCACCCCUCCGUGCCAAUCACAAGCUCCGAGAUCGAAGCCACGUACCCUGCAGCCGACGAUACUGAAAGCCGCGGCGGCUUUCUCUCAUCUUCAUCCUCGUCUCCGACACCGGCGCAUUUUCCAGGCCGGAAAUCCUUACUCCACCGCUCGAAGACCGCUCCGACCAUGGACAUCCUGCGAACCCUGCGAUCUGAAGUCAGCGAUGCCUACUCAAAGCAGCAACCGAAACUCGGUCCGUCCGUUUCCGUCCUCAAUUACGCCGCCGCUCUCCUCCUCCUCUACUUGUGUCUCGGCGUGCUUAUUUAUUCUACCAACUCCGACGGCUACUCUGGCAUCGAGACCCAUCCCUCCGUCGAUGCCCUUUAUUUCUGCAUCGUCACUCUCUGUACCAUUGGCUACGGCGACAUCACCCCCCUCACCCCGCUGACCAAAGCCAUCUCGUGCAUUUUUGUCCUCGUCGGCUUCGGCAUCCUCGAUGUGCUCCUUUCUGCUGCGGUUUCCUAUCUCCUGGAGCUCCAGGAGAGCCUCAUUUUAGCCGCUGGCGCUCGCGGGGUCGUUGCCUAUGCGUUCGACGCCGAGAAGGGGCGGAUGAGGAUUAGGAUGAAGGUGGGGAUCGCGAUCGGGGUGGUUGUUUUGUGUGUUGGGGCGGGGACCGUCGCGCUGCACUGGCUAGAGGAUUUGGAUUGGAUUGAUUCGUUUUAUUUGGCGGUGAUGUCGGUGACAACGGUAGGUUAUGGGGAUAGAGCGUUCGAAACUUUGAAAGGGAGAGUGUUUGCUUCCUUCUGGCUGCUGGUCUCGACGCUGGCUGUGGCGAGGGCCUUCUUGUAUUUGGUGGAGGCGAGAAUUGACCGGAGACACCGAAGAAUCGCAAAGUUGGUGCUUCAGAGAGACUUGACGGUGGAGGAUUUGAUUGCUGCUAAUAUCAAUCGUAAUGGAUUCAUCAGCAAGUCAGAGUUUGUAAUAUACAAAUUGAAGGAGAUGAGAAUGAUCGAAGAGAGAGAUAUAUUGCAGAUUUGCAAUCACUUUGCAAAGCUUGAUCGUAACGAUACAGGCAAAAUUAUACUCCCAGAUUUAUUUAACAGUUGAUGGCAACGUAAAAAUGUUUGUGCUUUGCAUUUUUAUUGCCCAACCCUACAGUGGAAAAUUACAAGGGUUCAUUUGGUACGGCUUUUUUACUAUUUUUUUUACAAAAAUUUGUAAAAAAGUUUGUGCUUUUCAUUUUUAUUGCCCCACCCUACAGUGGGAAUUUAUAAGGGUUCAUUUGGGACGAUUAUUUUACUAUAUUAGAAUUUUUAUAAUUU